Messenger RNA from Lontra canadensis (Northern American river otter), 3819 nucleotides. RefSeq names its product DENN domain containing 2A (gene DENND2A). The record is from RefSeq and is a predicted model, not a curated record. The coding region runs from base 244 to 3513 and encodes 1089 amino acids. NCBI's taxonomy places the organism in Eukaryota, Metazoa, Chordata, Mammalia, Carnivora, Mustelidae. Gene Ontology annotation, cellular component: actin cytoskeleton. The transcript is spliced from 20 exons. Gene Ontology annotation, biological process: retrograde transport, endosome to Golgi.
CCGAGCCCGCCCUCCACUCGCCCACAGCGGCGGCCGGGCGGCGGGCACGCGAGCGGAGGGCGCGCGGCUCUCCGGGCGCCGGGAGAGGCCGGGCCGACUGCAGGGCGGAGGGCCGCGGGCCAUGGCGCCCCGGGCCCCCGCCGCCCGCCGUCCCCGCCCGCCCGGGAGCCCCCGAGCUGCGCCUCGGAGACCGCGGAGCGGCGGCCCGCCGGGAGGCGACUUGGAGCUCCUCUUGGUGCUGACAUGAUGACAGUGUGCAGGCCGGCCAAGGGCAGCCACAGCCAGACCGAAAACCUGAGCUACAAAUUGGCUGACAAGGUCAAGGUGGAAGGUCCAAAGGCUGGGGAAGACCCUCGAAGGCUGCCAUUUAGGUCCCCCAUUCCUUUGCCAGAGACUGAUCAGGAUUCACCCCCCAGAAGAAGCUCAUUGGAAAGUCUCAGUAACCUGAUGCUAGAGUCAAGAGUGAACUGUCUUCAGCAGAACAUGUUCAGCUCAAAUAUGAUCAUCAGCGACCCAGCUUCACGUCUCAGUGCUAAAGAAGCCAGCAAGGCGGGCAAGAGGCAGCUCAGCAGUGUUCAGAACCCCUGCCCUCCUGCCCAGGGAGGGGCCCUGCACAAGCCCCUCAGCAUAAAGGACAAGAUAUCCAGAUGGGAAGGGAAAAAGGAGUUGUCCACCCCUGCACCCUGCAGGAGAGCAGAUGGGCAAGAGGACUACCUGAUGUCCUGUGUGAUGGGGAGGAGGAACAGUGAUGGUGUGAGAGCGUGGGUCACAGAGGUGCAGGAUGGAACCAGGCCCGAGACAGAGAGCAAGGAGAAUGAGAGGAAUAAAGGGGUCAUGAAAGUUGGGGGACAAGAUGCAGAGCCAAGGCAAGACAACCAGCCAGCCAGGCAGCUGGCUCCCAGCUUGGGCAGAGGCCGAGAGCCCAGGCUGGGCAAACAGCGCUUUCCGAAUGACAGCCUCUCUGUGCUGAGGCAGGUCAAGAAACUGGAGCAGGCUCUGAAGGAUGGGUCAGCCGGGCUGGAUCCCCAGUUACCCGGGACUUGUUAUUCCCCACACUGCCUGCCACACAAGGCUGAGGAGGGGCCCACCCUCCCUGAGAACCGUGGGGCCGGGUGUAGCUUGGAAUUCAGGUCCCACCACUGGGACCUGGAGGCCAGGGACCCCACCCCUGAGGCUGCAGAGGAAAGGAAAGGCUUGUGCAGGAGGCUCUGCGACCAGAGCCUGGAGGGUGUGGACAGGGGCUCAGAGGGCUCCCCCGCAAAACCCUUCAUCAACCCCCUGCCCAAGCCCCGGAGAACGUUUAAACACGAUGGAGAAGGGGACAAGGACGGGAACCCAGGCAUCAGCUUCCGGAAGGAUAAAAGGCACCUGCCUCCUCUGCCUUCUCUACCUCCCCCGCCCCUGCCUUCCUCUCCCCCACCCUCCUCUGUGAACAGAAGACUGUGGACCGGGAGGCCGAAACCCAGUGCUGACCACAGAAAGUCCUAUGAGUUUGAAGACUUACUGCAGUCUUCCUCUGAGAACAGCAGGGUGGACUGGUACGCACAGACCAAGUUGGGGCUCACACGCACUUUAUCCGAGGAGAACGUCUACGAAGACAUUCUAGAUCCACCAAUGAAGGAAAACCCUUAUGAGGACGUUGAGUUACAUGGUCGCUGCCUGGGAAAGAAAUGCGUCUUGACCUUUCCUGGUUCUCCCACUUCUUCCAUUCCUGACACAUCGUCUAAGCAGUCAUUGGCCAAACCGGCUUUUUUCCGGCAAAAUUCAGAGAGGAGGAACUUCAAACUGCUGGACACCAGGAAGCUGAGUCGGGAUGGAUACGGGUCCCCUUCCAAAAUCAGCCCCCCCUCCACUCCCAGCAGCCCUGAUGACACUUUCUUUAACCUUGGAGACCUGCAGAAUGGCAGGAAGAAGAAAAAGAUACCCAAGCUGGUGUUGCGAAUCAAUGCCAUUUAUGAGGCCCGGAGAGGAAAGAAACGCGUGAAGAGGCUGUCCCAGUCAACGGAGAGCAACUCAGGAAAAGUGACAGAUGAGAACAGUGAGUCUGACAGUGACACGGAAGAGAAGCUGAAAGCUCACAGCCAGCGCCUGGUCAAUGUGAAGUCCCGCCUGAAGCACGCUCCCAGAUACCCCUCCCUGGACCGGGAGCUCACGGAGUACCAGCAGAGGCAGCUGUUCGAGUACUUUGUGGUCGUGUCCCUGCACAAGAAGCAGGCCGGGGCUGCGUAUGUGCCAGAGCUCACCCAGCAGUUCCCGCUCAAGUUGGAAAGGUCUUUCAAGUUCAUGAGAGAGGCUGAGGACCAGCUGAAGGCCAUCCCUCAGUUCUGCUUCCCCGAUGCCAAGGACUGGGCUCCCGUCCAGCAAUUUACCAGUGAAACCUUCUCAUUUGUCUUAACUGGAGAAGAUGGGAGCAGACGGUUCGGUUAUUGCCGAAGACUACUGCCUGGUGGCAAAGGGAAGCGUCUCCCUGAAGUUUACUGCAUCGUGAGCCGCCUGGGAUGCUUCAGCCUCUUUUCAAAGAUCUUGGAUGAGGUGGAAAAACGGCGAGGCAUCUCUCCUGCCCUGGUACAGCCCCUCAUGAGGAGUGUCAUGGAGGCCCCUUUCCCAGCACUGGGCAAAACCAUCGUUGUCAAGAACUUCUUGCCAGGAUCGGGAACUGAAGUGAUUGAACUGUGCCGCCCGCUGGACUCCCGGCUCGAGCACGUGGACUUUGAGUCUCUCUUCUCUUCUCUCAGUAUCCGCCACCUGCUCUGUGUUUUUGCCUCCCUGCUUCUGGAAAGGAGGGUCAUCUUCAUCGCAGACAAGCUCAGCACGCUGUCCAAGUGCUGCCACGCCAUGGUGGCCGUCAUCUACCCCUUCACCUGGCAGCACACCUACAUCCCCGUGCUGCCGCCCGCCAUGAUCGACAUCGUGUGCUCGCCGACCCCCUUCCUCAUCGGCCUGCUCACCAGCUCGCUGCCGCUGCUCCGGGAGCUGCCGCUGGAAGAGGUCCUUGUGGUCGACCUCGUCAACAAUCGGUUCCUCAGACAGAUGGAUGAUGAGGAUUCCAUCCUCCCCAGGAAGCUUCAGGUGGCCCUGGAGCACAUUCUGGAGCAGAGGAACGACCUGGCGAGUGACCAGGAUGAUGGGCCCCCGGACUGCAAGUACGGCCCCGAGUCCAGCCCCUUGAACGAGGUGGUGUCCGAAGCCUUUGUCCGCUUCUUCGUGGAGAUCGUGGGCCACUACUCCCUGUUCCUGACGGCGGGCGAGCGCGAGGAGAGGACCCUGCAUCGAGAGGCCUUCCGCAAAGCCGUCUCCUCCAAGAGCCUCCGCCGCUUCCUGGAGGUUUUCAUGGAGACCCAGACCUUUCGGGGCUUCAUCCAGGAGCGGGAGCUGCGCCGGCAGGAUGCCAAAGGUUUGUUUGAGGUCCGAGCCCAAGAGUACCUGGAAACACUCCCCAGUGGAGAACACAGUGGUGUCAAUAAGUUCCUGAAGGGACUCGGCAAUAAAAUGAAGUUUCUCCACAAGAAAUAACCUUCAGCUCAGCUUCAAGGGAAAACUUCUUCCUAGUUGUAUCCACAUUUUUAAAAAACAGUUCCUGGUGGCCUUUCUGAAACGCUGGGUCCUGGGUGUCACAGGUGCAGGAUAAAGGCCAGGAUGGCUUCUGGCUACCCCAGGGCCUCCCCAGGACCCAGGGCCCAGCAGGUGCUGCUCCUUCAGAACAGCCCUGGAAAGGAGACCUGAGACCAGGCAUGGCACAACAUUCAAAUGGAUGGUUUGCGUUGUUGGGUUUGGGAUUUUUUAUAUUUUUACUCUUAGGUAUUAAAAGAAAGAAAAGUG